Molecule: messenger RNA, 5130 nt
Organism: Notolabrus celidotus (New Zealand spotty)
Lineage: Eukaryota; Metazoa; Chordata; Actinopteri; Labriformes; Labridae
Gene: klf12b
Product: Kruppel-like factor 12b
Biological process (GO): regulation of transcription by RNA polymerase II
Molecular function (GO): RNA polymerase II cis-regulatory region sequence-specific DNA binding; DNA-binding transcription factor activity, RNA polymerase II-specific
Source: RefSeq, a predicted model, not a curated record
CGUGUAAUUCGAUGCAUGCUGUUAAAGCUUAGAGUAUAUUGUCUUCCUUUUGCUUAUGAAGCCUCCACCCACCGGCCCACCCUACAUUUAGCGGAUCAUGUGACUCGGGGCAGCCGAAGAAACAGGAUGUUAAUGCUUGACGGAAUGCCUGCAGUCCGAGUCAAAGCCGAGCCCCUGGAAUCGGAACAAGGGUUGCCUCGAGUGCGACCUUACUCUGCGAUGGACGGCGUCCCCUUCUUCCUCAGCAGAGUCAAACCUGAACCUCCAGAAGACCUGCUCGCUCACGACCUGCACUUCCACACACAAACUGAACCUGUCGACCUGUCAAUCAACAAACCCCGCCCCUCUUCUUCAUCCACCACCCCUACCACCACUUCAUCCUCCUCCCCUCUCAGAUCCGCCUUCUCCCCGUCCUCAUUAUCGUCGUCAUCCUCCUCCUCCUCCUCUCCGUCAGUCAUCACCUCAGCCUCGUCGGUGCUCACGCCGGGCCCUCUGGUCGCCCCUGGAUCUGGGGUCAGAGGUCAGCCCUAUUUGCACAUCCUGCACUCUGUGCCACCGCCUCCGUCCAGCCCUCUGAGCCUGCAGGGAGCUGGGAAGCUGGCCAGCCAUGUUCACCGCAUCCCGGUUGUGGUACAGUCACUGCCCCUCAUGUACACCACCGCAGUUCGAUCCCCCUCCAGCCUCAACAACGCCAUCAUGCUACCUCUGCUGGAUGAGGUCAAAAGCCAGGGCAAAGCACAUAUAGACCGAAAUGGCCUGUCGCCGAGGCACAUCAAGAGUGACAGCGACGACGACGACCUGCCAAACGUCACCUUGGACAGUGUUAACGAGACCGGCUCGACUGCGCUCUCUAUAGCCCGCGCUGUACAAGAUUCCAUGUCCCCGUUCAGUAUUGACAGCAUACGGCGCCCCCGCAGGUCAGAGUCUCCAGAUUCGAAAAAGAGAAGAAUCCAUAGAUGUGACUUCGAGGGCUGCAAUAAGGUGUACACCAAAAGCUCCCAUUUAAAAGCACACCGGAGGACGCACACAGGGGAAAAGCCAUACAAAUGCACCUGGGACGGCUGCACGUGGAAGUUCGCCCGCUCCGACGAGCUGACGAGGCAUUACAGAAAACACACAGGGGUGAAGCCUUUCAAGUGUGCAGACUGUGACCGCAGCUUCUCCAGAUCUGACCACUUGGCCCUGCACCGACGGAGACACAUGCUGGUUUGAAUCAGACGGAGAGAGAUCUAAAAAAGAAGAGCAGAAGAGAGAGAGAGAGAGAGAGAUCAAUGAAACAGACCCACACACACAUACAGGCAGCCGGGGGAGCGGGAUCUCCCUGUGAAUGUUUUUCAGCUGGCCCGGACGCACACACAUUUACACAUACACACACACACACACAAACACACUCAUAGACACACACACACUCUCAUCCGUCGUGAGGAGGGAAGAUGGAGACGUGCACAGGGCUUGUGCGGCACAAAACAGGGUCACUUCUGGAUCCUCUUUGGGCUGGAAGGAAAAGACGGCAGGAUCUGUUAUUGUCAUUGUUUGGAGUUUAUUAGGGAACUGUCUUUUACAGCACUGUUUGUAAAUGUUUCACUCUGAUUUUUAAAGAACUCACGCUCUUUAUCUGAACAAAAAAAAAGGUAUAUAAUGCAGUUGCAGUCUCUUUUUGGUAUCUUUCUUUUCAUUCAAAUGGCUGCUUUUCAAAGCACUCAUAAUGUGAAAGACCCCCAUCAGGAGGAAGGAUUUCCCACAGGAGCAGAAGUUGGGCCUGGACUGGAUCACAGGAGGAGUUUUCAGGCGUUGUUGGAGUUACCGGCUAGUAUUGCUGCGCCGUGCCUCCCUGUGAGUCUGAGUUUAAACCAGCAGAGGGCGCCGUUUCACCGCAGAUGGUUUCCUUUGCAUGCUGGAGCCUGCUUUUAAAAACAGAGGCAUGCCAUACAGAAGCAAAAAGAGGGCUGGACUUUCAACUUUUACCAUUUCUGGAAAACAAUAAAGACAUUUACUCAACCUCAUCGACACAUCUGCAGUUUUAGAAACCCAUGACUUCAUUCCAAAUGAUGAAAACCGGACUGUCAUAUCAUCACACCAGCAAAGAAAACACACCGUCUUCAGAAAGACCUCACAUCUCAUCAGUGCAUUUCUUUAUGUUGAGCCUUUUAAAAGCAUUUUCUUCUAAAAAUAAAUCUUUGGUGGAUUUUGUGCUGUGAUUAGCAAUCAGUAAAGUGCAAUCUUAAAGGAUAAAUAUACUUUCAGUAUGACAAUGUUUUGUUUCUUGAUUUUUAUUUGAAAUGCCUGCUCUUUGCUUAUGUUUGACUCAGAAAAAUACAACCCCUCAUGUACAGUGAACUUUUAAACAAUCAGAGGAGAUUUCCAGUAUGUGAAAAAACAAGAGGCACCUUACAGACUCAUGAUUUCAUUCUGUCCAGAACUUUCUUUUAAUGUCAUUACUCAGCUGUUUUCUCAGAACUGAAAGGAACUUACUUUGUGUGUGUGGUUUUUAUUUUUUUCUUGCACGGACCAUAAGCUGAAACUUUCGUCGGCUGCAGUGUUAGAGGGAUACUGGUUACCAGAAGUCAAAUACAGAAGAGCAAUACAUACAGAACCUAGCGAAAGAAGGAUUAUCACCCUCCUCUUUGUUCUGUUUGCUGAUGUCAUUAUAUGAGAGAAGUGUUUGUUACGAUUGGUUUGUAGCUCCAGCACAACGCUCUGAUCUGACGCAUGUUUCAGAGAGCAAGUUAUCACUUUGUUUUCUUUCACCUCAGAUGAGAUAUGUGUUUGGAUUACUUUCUGAACUACCUGACAUUUGGCUGGAUAACAUGUAGAAAAUAGGAGGAAUCAAACGCUUGCAUUCACAGAUCUUAUACAUUAAAAAAAAACACUUUACAUUUUUAGACGCUGUUACUGUCAAAAAUAUCGGACAUUAAAGAUUUGUACUCCAACUCAAUCAAGCAGUUAAAUGAAAAAGUCAUAUUUAUACAGUCAUAAUAACAGGCUUUUUAUCUCCUGUAUACAAUCUCUUUAUAAGACAUAAACUCAAGAGAAUCCAGGGCCACUUCACAUUAUUUCAAAGUGCUGCUAAAUGCAUUUAUUGGAGCCAAGCCAGUAAAAAAAUGGCAGCCUUUUUGUUAAUAGCACCUUGAAAACUGUACACUUACACACACACAUCUGCACAUUUCUAUUUAACAUCCUCCCUUUUUGUACAGCAGUCAAAUCCAGGAAGUCCUUUCCACACACGCACAUACUGUAUGUGACAGCCCUUUGAUUUAACGAUGAAUGGUAAUGUAUGUUAUCAUUAUUUAUGUAUAUUGUUUGUGCACAUGUCAUUAUGCCCAGUUGUAUUACCAUAUUGGCAAAAAAAAAAAAGCAUAUCAGCACCUUGUUUGUUUUAUUAGUAUGAUUUUCAAAUUAUUUUAUUUCAGAUGUCAAUUUAUAAACAAAUAAUCCUCCUAUUUUAUCAUCCAUAUAAUGUAUGAGAACAUUUUAUUACUGAGGGGCACUUCAUCAUUGCAUAUAACUCUUUUUUUCUUCUGUACAAAGGAUCUUUUGAAAUGUUGUAAUAUAUGUGAUAGUGAAGAUAAAAACUUAUUACAAAGUUCUACAGCCUGUAUAUACAUUGGAAAAAUAGGGCUUUUGAUUAGUAGAUGCAGGAAAUACAUUUAUACAUGUAAAGUCUUUUUUCAGAGACUGUAAUUUAUCUAAUUUGAUAUACAGUGAAAUGGGGCUAAUGGUGUUUCAUCAUGUAAAUUAUCAUAUGUGAUGUUAUAUAACAGUUUGCUUUCUUUCAGUUUGUGGUUAAUUAAGUUCAUGAUCGAAUCAUUUUUAUUCCUAAGGCUGAACCAGUGUUUGCUAUAAUCAAAUUAUUUAUAUACAAUAACAGUAAUAAGGUACUCGAUUGCCCUGUGUUGCUAUUUUGAUAUACCCAGACGAGAAAUUCUAUUGAUCAAGCACAUAUCAACAACACAUGUACUUUUCAUGUUCGGUUUAUGACGUUGCAUGCCUUAAUACGCCACUUUUCCACUAAAUUUAACGAGACCGUGAACGCGGAUUCUCCCCCAGGACAGGGUGUGUUUUUCGAUUUCCCUCCAGCAUCUCUUUCUUCAUUUUAAAGCAUAAUUUUGUAACGGUAACCAGGGUCAAAGUUAUGCAAUAAUAAUGAAUAGUGCCUCAUAUUGCAAACUUGUAAUAUCAGCUGCUCCGUGCAGAGUUUAGAUUUCAACAUGUGUGCUCAAAUUAAUAAAAAUUCAAAUGGGAAACCAUGAUUAUUUUUUUUUUUGUUUUUGGAAAAAGCACAGACAACAUUAUGCAAGUCGGACCUCUAAUGUUUUAUUUUCUUCUUCUUUUCGCACUGAGCCUUACGCCAUUGUGUCAAACGCAGCAUCUUCCCAUAACACUUUCACAGGCUGUUUUAUAGCUUGCAUUAUUACUUUGCUUGCAAUAAGUCACUUCCUCUAAGGGGGACAAACUGAGUUACAAAGGCCUCUUGAUAUUUCCGCUCCAUCACAUGAAUUCAACACAAUGAUUUGAUGGAAGAUGAUGAGGAAUCUUACUCACAGGAAUAAAAGAAUACCUGUGGCUGUGGAGUGGCGCCUUUGAUAAUGAAAACUGAUCUUACACUUCUCUAUUGGUUCAAUAUCUAUUUUUACUUUCUGUGUUAACAUCUGCUUUUGAUUUCCUGGUUUUUGAAAAUUUAAGUAGUGAAGCCAAUGCCUAUGUUUCAAGUUUGCUGAUAUUACGUACAGUAAUUGUUGUUCCUGUAUUUAUGUAAAGUGAGUGUAGUGUAAAUAUAUUCAGAUCUUUUCAUUCUUAUCGGUAAAAAAAAGAAAAAGAAAAAAAUUGUGAUAUUGCUCAGCAUCGCUUCAAAAAGGGAGAUUCUGCUCAUGGAAUUCCACAUCUGUAAAAGAAAUUUUUAACCUGAUAUUUUUCAAAAACUUCAAGAACAGGUGUCCUUUUUUUUCAGUUGCAAUUUUCUUUUCUUCAAGAGUUGUUUAAGUAUCCAGUCAGUGUUUUGCCUUUUUCUCUGUAUUUUUCAUAUGGAUGGAGCUGUGAAAUUUAAACUAAGUUCAAACAUAUACAUGUAUAUCAAUAUGAAUGGAGGCAUGAAGGUUAAUAAAGUUGCAUUUUGUAUGUAACACACUGGUA